GUGAAACUCCCAGGACCUUCCCAUCCCCAGAAGUGCCCCCUGCUCGGGCAGGUGCGGGUGGGCAGCACAGCCCUCCCUCACCCGUGGCAAAGAACCGAGCAGGUGCCACGACACACGAGUCUUGCUUUUAGUAAACCAGGUUAACAUUUAAUCAGGCCUGAUCCUCUCCUCUCACCUCGAGCCCCACAGGGUGGAGAAUCACACCAGUGGUCGUUGUCUUGAUCAUAAACAGCUGCAGCCAAACCACCAUGUCUGAGCUCUGGCUCUUCUUGCCAGUGACAGCAAAGCUGUGUGUGUGUGUCUUACAUUCUGGUUGUGCGUGUGAUGACGAGCCAUUUCAUUAUCUAUGAUUUUCUUAGACUCUUGAUAUUUCAAACAGGAUUGGGUAUGAGAAAGGCCAUGUGCUUCCUUUCCAAAAAUACUCAAAGACUUCAAAUAUAUAUAUGAUUAGAAAUAUAUAAGAAUAAUAAGAAAAAAGAGCCAAAAUGUGUAUUUCUUCUCGCAGCUGGAGCUGAAAUAGCUGCUAAGAUUUCCUCUCCCCAGCUGAGAAUUGGUACAGUUUGUUUUUCUGACAUGAUUUCCAUGGUGUUGAUAAUGAUGUAUUUGUAUAUUGUGAUUGAUGAGAGAUAAUCAGACAGGGAAAGAGCACAGAAUUACCUGUCCUUUUUUCCAGUCAAGACAGAAUGUAUGAAUUUAUUACAAGAAAAAAGUGUGCAAAUGAACUUCCUGUAAUUAGGCCAUUCUGACCUGUGUAGAACCACACUUUGUUUGAAAUUUAUAAAAAUUAUAACUAGUACAAAAUCCUGUGGUUGAUGUCUCUGUAUGAAGCAACAAGCCAAAUGAGGUUUUUCCUAUUCUAAAUAAAUGCAUAUUAGUAAAGGUACCCCAUCACAGCUGAAAAAAUCCACAUACCUGUUCAGUAUAACUUUAAUUUGCCCAACACACGUCACAAAAGACACAGUGUUUACCCAUCUCCUUUAGUCAUGUUCCUGAAUCCCUGGGACUUUUUGGAUAAGUUCACACAGCUCAGAGGAAGUUGUAGGAUGGCUUUAUUAUACUUACCCCCAGGAUAUCUGCAUGCCUUUGGCCACCAGUGUUUAUUAGGGAGCAGUAAUUGAGCCAAAUACAUGCUGUGGAUCAUGUAGAAAAGCAAACAGGUAAAAAUAAGAAUGCAGAAACACAAUGCAAAUCGAGCACAAUAUACUGGACCUAAUUUCAGCCAGUACCCCGAUUUCUGGGGGCAAACUUCACCUCACUUGAAUUGUCAAAUCACUGACCCUAUCAUGUUAUUGCAGUGCAGUACUGAUAGGGGAGAAAGAGGAAUUAGGAGCAUAGCAGAUGCCUUUGUGCCCCCACCCAGCUGGCCCCAUGGCAGCAUCCCAGGGCUGGGAACGUGGCCGUGGGGGUGAGCAGGAGUGACGCUCUCCUGUUGCAGAUCCCUGGGGUGCAGCUCUGCACGCCGGGACCUGCCCGUGCUGCUCCUGCCCCAGCCUGGCGUGGUCUGCAGGACGCCCUUCGUGGGACAGAGGUGAGGUGUUGCCAUUUGCUGAGGAGUGGGUUUGGACACAUCGCUCGUGGUGAGCCCCCCCAGCUGAUCCACCUUCAACAAGCCCAGGCCUUGGUGCCAGCAAAGGCUGCUGAUGGUCCCCACCUGAGACGAGAGCCCAUCUGGGGCUCUGCUCAGCCCUGUCUCUCUCUUAUCAGGUGCUCUGUAGAGAUGGCCUGAGGUCACACCUCUCCCUUCUGUGCCUUAACAUAAAAGAAGGAGUUUGGCCCUAAAAAAAGUACUUUCUUAAAGAAUACAGGUGAGGUACUGAUUUACAGGUUGUGACCCUCUGCUGGUGCAGUGUGCACCUGGUUAUCAGAGCUGGAGGGAUCUUUUGACGUGGCCUUGCAGAGCCCCAGGUCUCAGCUGCAGAGUGCAAGCCUGUCCUCCCCCAGUCAGCCCAGCACUCAUUUCUGUUUUCGCUUUCUUUCCUAACCAUCAUUUAUUUCCUUCUGUGGUAGUUUACAGACAAGAAGCACUGGCCUCCCCCUCCCUCUCCACCUCCUUCCCGGCCAUGUGACUGAGCACUCCCAGCAUCAAGUGAAACUUUUCAGUCCCCAGGAAAGCUUGAUUUUCUCUCCACCCGCUCCACGGUGAGAAGCAGCAUCUCCCCCACCUGCCAUGGGGAGGAGUGCACGGCAGCUCGUCUUGCUGACCUUCAGCUGUGCAUUUUCCUCCUGCCUUGCUGAAGUGGCCUUGAGGGUUGAACGGUCUCCAGAAACCACGUCCUUCCACCAUACGGCUACUUCUGCUCAGCCACUUUCCCUUUAUCAUUCCUCACCCCACGAAAGCACCACAGUUCACUUUAACAGCACAGUCUCUCUUGAAACAACACCCACAAGCCACAGAACAACAGUGCAGAUAACGGAGCAGCACCAGGAAACAACAGCUCCAGACCAGCACACGACAGCCCAGGCAGGAGCUGGAACACCCACCACCACCACACCAGCAGACAACACCAGUGCAGCUGGCCAGGCCACAGCCCAGGCCAUGCACAGGGUCACACCUACAGUGAAGAACACAACCACACCCCCUGUGUCCUACGCACGUGUGGGCAUAGCGGUGACAGCCACCAACACGUCCCUAAAACACACGACAGCAAAUACUGCUGCCAACACCUCUACAGCCGCCACCAUGCAGACAGUCAGAGCCACCACACAGUCAGGAAAACAAACAACAGCGACCAGAAACUCAACAGCCACAGCCAUGAUCAACACAACAACCACCCGUCCAGGGACCCAAACAGCCACCCCAUCUACCGUGGUGACAGUGAGAACCACUCCUGCCCCGCAGCCUUCUGCCAUCCCCACCGGCACUUACACCGUCUCCAGUGGGAACAGGACCUGCAUCAAAGCAGUCAUGGGUUUGCAGCUGAUGGGUCAAAAUGCACAAAAGGAGCAGAUGGAGUCCGUGGUUGUCAACCCCAAUGUGACACAGACAUCUGGAAGCUGUGGGAUGGUGCAGUCUGAGCUGAACUUAACUUUCAGUGGAGGAUUUGUGAACUUCACCUUUGUAAAGCAAGCUCCAAGUUACUUUGUCAGUAACAUUGAGAGCAGAAUACCGUUAUCUCCUGAAGGUAUGUUUUACUAUGCAGCCCUAAAUGAGAAGCUGUUUACAACAAAGCUGGGGAAUUCCUUUAAGUGUGCCAGCAGGCAAACCUUCACCUUGGAGAAGAAUUUCCAGAUUCUCUUUGUUCACAUGCAGCUGCAGGCGUUCGAGAUUGUUGGUAACCAGUUUGGGAAAGAAGAAGAAUGUUUUCCUGAUAGAAACAGCAGAGCAGCUCCCGUCGCAGUGGGCCUGAGUAUCCUGGGCUUGUUUGUCAUUGUGUUUGUCACCUUCCUGAUUUCCAGGAGGAAGCCACAUAGAGGAUACGAACGCAUCUGAGGUGCCCUUGUACUUCCAAAUGUGUGUAGCAAGCAGAGAAGUCACAGGAGUUUUAGCUUCUGCCUGGCAAUCUCACUGCCCUGAAGCCACAUUUUUAAGUGAGAUGACACCAAGUGUUUAAAUGUAAUGAAUAUUUCUGGAAGUUGUUUCUUUAGAGUAGGAAGGAGGCAACUCAUACCCUCUACUUUAGGCUAUUGUUAGCAUCUAAUUUAGAUGUAGCCCAGAUGACCAAAAUGAGGAGCCUAAAUUCUCUGUGUUAUCAACAAAAGAGUUAAUUCAGACCACCUAAGUCAGAUUCCUAGCGAUAGCUUAAAGCAGUAGUGGUAUCCCCAAGAAAAUCCAGAAGGUUUGUUAAUGAUAAUGUUUAGAUUCAUUAAAAUACAUAAUUCUGGUGAUAUGCAAAUUAAUAAAGCAGAGGUCCAGAGUACACACAAUCCUGUUUAAACUAGAGCUUGUGGGAACACUGUGGGUGCCAAAAUCACAGGGUAAGUGUCAGUGUGACUCCAUUCACAAGCAAGUUCUCACCAGUCCUACAACAGAGUUACACUUCCUAAGUGCUUGGGUUUUUUCCUAUUAAGCCCUUUGCAAAGACACAGUGGUAAUGUGUGACCCUUACUCUGGAGCUGAAUAUGUCACAGUCCUGUGAGAGCUCACGAAUCACACACGUCCUGUUCAGACAUGGACCUGUUACAGUGAUCACCACUGAGCCAGUAACUGCCCCUCUACUGAGAUGGCAGCACUGGGAUCUCUGAAUCUGGGAAGAUGCCACACUCACUGGAAGUGCCUGGGAUUCAGUGAGCACCAUUGUGGCAGACCUGCACAAGGUCCAUGAGAAAUGGAAACCCACCGACACUGUAUGUUCAAGGCUUCUAUGAGAACUAAAAGCUUGCACAGUCCUUGCACAAACUCUCUGUCCAAAAGGGAAUAUUCUCCAGCGUGCUUACAGCUGAGCAGCUGGAUUUUCAUGUGGAAAUAAUUUGGAGUUGCUUUAAGGCACAUUAAUUGAUACACUCUGCAUUCUAUUUCCUGCUAAACCAAUGAUGAAGGCAUGAGAGUAGUAAUUGCUUUUGAGGUUAAGUCCAGCUCAUGUUCUUUGUUGUAACAAGGAAAAGCUCCUUGUCACAAAAGAUGUACAAAGCUAACCAUGUGCUCAAAUGUGCACAGACCCACACACAUGCGUGGUGCACACACCACACAAUCUGCUCACUGAAGCCAAUGACGUCCAAACAAUAAGAAAUAAUGUACGAAACCAUUUGCAAAAGAGAAAAUAACAGUAAAUAAGAGCACAUUUUCCCCUAAGGAAUCAGGGUA
Molecule: messenger RNA, 4741 nt
Organism: Empidonax traillii (willow flycatcher)
Lineage: Eukaryota; Metazoa; Chordata; Aves; Passeriformes; Tyrannidae
Gene: LAMP3
Product: lysosomal associated membrane protein 3
Exons: 6
Coding region: 2168-3430 (420 amino acids)
Cellular component (GO): membrane
Source: RefSeq, a predicted model, not a curated record